GUGGUGCUGGUGCACAAACUUGACUCUUUGACAAAUCACAUGGCGACUGUAACUUUUGGAAGUAGUAAAACACAUUUCUAUUAAAAUUCAUAAAUGGUGUCGGACCCCAAAAAGGUUACACUAUUGUUUAGAUAUGGAACAGAACCCGACAGCGACAAACGAGAAAAUUGACCUUUUCGGUUUUAAUUUAAUUUAUUGUUUUUUUUUUUACUAAAAAUGCCAAUUAAUAAAUGAUCACAUCACUUUCCAAAAAUGUAAUUCAUUGCAGUGACUACAUCCAGAUAUUCACACACAUAAAAUCAGCUUUUCUUUAAUUGCGUCCGGUAUAUCAGAAUCUUAAGAAAUUUGUUAUUUUCUGUCGUAGUAUUAAUUUCUUUUUUUUGUAUAAAUGGAAAUAAAAAAUGAACAAGAUAAAGUUAACACAGACUUUUAAAAAAAAAACUUUGAUGAGCUAGGAAGGAAGGAAAUCACGUGGACUGGCAUGCAAAUUCAAUGUACUAUAUUAGUAUAAUUAACUGCUGCAAACAUGGGUUUGUGCUCAUCCCAACCAACUAUUUCCGAUUUUGGUUGAGGUUGUAUAUAUAUGGUUGUACCAGAAUUAGUAUUAGAAUGCUAAUUUUAAAAAAUUUAAAGUGAACAGACUUUUUAAAACCCAAAAGUACAUAAGUAUGCGAGAUUGGCUCUCGUCAUGGAAUCCUAUAACAUAGGAUUCACUAUGUAAAGCGACAAUUUGGAAAACCCACUUAGUCAAGUGGUUUGAAUAAAAAUUCAUAUUCUACACCAUGAGGUCUGAGUUUCAAAUCCCAGCAAACGCGAAUUAUGCAGAUUUAUGGAGAAAAAACAUAUAGAAGAUCUUCGGCAUGACGCAAAGAGUACCGUCAGACAUGGAUCUCAUAGGACGGCUGAGGAUGAUGCAGUCAGACGUGAAUCCUCAUAAGACAUGUAGAAUUGUCGGCUGUAAAAUCGUCUUGUAAUAUUUCUCAUAGUUUGUAAUAUCAUAAUUAAACAUCGACAAAAAAAAGCGACAAUUUAAAUUCUUAGAGUAAGUCCAUUGGGGUUCCUAACAAAACUGAAAAAAAAAAAAUCAAAAAGUCCAAAAUAAUGAAGAAUCGCUGCAUAAAUUGGGUUUUUUAGAAAUGGUAAGAAGCCCUAACGUGGCGCCUUGUGAUUGGACCCCCCCUCCCCGUCAAUUGCUCUCUCUCUCCUUCGGCGCGAAGGACUUUCCUCUUCAUUCUCGACUUCUCCGUCUUCGCAUGCAAAGCUCGUUUUCUCUCUAGAAUCUCGUCUCCAAUCUCGUUUAUACUCUCGAAUCUCGUCUCCAAUCUCGUUCACUCUCUCGAAUAUGGUUGAUGUCUACCACGCUUCCACAUCCUCAGAGUCUUUCUAUACUCUUCCUCUCAUCAUCACGUUUAUCUUAUGUCUUCUCCACUGAUCCCACCAACCACACUUACUUCUCUCAAUGGCGACGAUGUACGUUCCUCCGGCAAUCGAAUCCAGUGACUUCAAAUCUCCUAAGAUCGCCUUUCUUGCUGUAUUACUCGUUGAGGAUACUCGGCGACAAGAAGAAGAAGUCUCUUUCCAAGUCUUCAUCAUCCUCCUCUGCUCCAAGAUUCUCCAUGCGUGUCUUCUCCAAGCACGCUUAUAUCUGCAGUGAUUGAGGGUCUCUUUCAAUUCCUCCCCUCUCUCUCUAACAUAUAAAAGUUCAUUGAUCAUUAACAUCUCUUUUUAUUGAUUCACAUGUACAUAUACAAUGACCGAACUCUGUUCGAUAAGUUGCCUGAUAAUUACUUCUGUCCAGGUAUGGUGAUUACUUUGAAUGUUUUUUUUCUUCUAGGAACUGUGUUUGGUUUUCAACGGUGUUAGCAACAUAUUGAGAGACGAUGGCAACACGAGAGAAGUAAGUGUGGUUGGUGGGAUCAGUGGAGUACACACUUUGAGAGAGAUUUGUGAAGGUUACAACUUUAAUUUUUCCUCUUGUGGGAUGCAGGUUCUUGGUGGUCGCCAAUGGUAUAGCUACGGUUUAUUCAUUGUUGCAGCCAGGAUCGUUGUGUGAUGGGUUCAAUGAAAGGAAGUGUUUUUCUCAACAAGUCUCUAGCUUGGGCCAUUUUCUCCGGCGAUCAGGCGAUGGCUUACAUGAGUGUGGCGGCUAUAGCAGCAUCAUCAGAGUCUGGUGUGAUUGGAAUAAGAGGUGAGGAAGAGCUGCAAUGGAUGAAGGUGUGCAAUAUGUUUGGCAAAUUUUGUAACCGAGGAGCUGGAGGAGUAGCGAGCGCCAUGCUUGCUUCCUUUGCUAUGGUCUUGGUCUCUCGCAUUUCCGCUUUUAGUCUCUUUCGCUUGUACGGUGCCACCAACCAAAGACCACCAAACCUAGCCGUGGUGACGAAGAAGAAGCAAGAUAAGUUCGAACAUCCCUUUCUCCUGUUGUCUCGAUUUUGGUUUAUGAUGUCGAUGAAAACUGAUGUAGAUUACUAAUAGAGUUUUGUUUGACUGUUGAAAAGAUUGAAUCUUUUGCAUAGAAACAGAGUUGGUUUGUUUGUUAUAACAAGUGUUGAUGAUGAAUUGGUUAAGGGAAUGAUUAGCUAUGGUGGGAAUGAAUGUCUGUGGAAAUUGAAAUGCUUAAGUUAAAAAAAAAAAUUAAAGAACCCAUAUGGGGUUCUCCCACUGGAGGAAGAACAAAAUAUUUCCACUAACCAAGGUUCUUAACUUAUCAAAUCAACUUUAAACCUACUAAUUUAAUCAUUAGAGCCCAUUAGGAGUUCUAAUGGAUGGAGUCGGUCUUAUACGUCUUAUGUGUUCACACAUACACAGAUCAACGAGUUUGCAUAUUCUAUUUAUUUGCAAUUUGUAACAUUCCAGUUUUGAUAUAUGAUGGUUUUUUCCUGAUACAUCUCCUAAACUAUAUUUGCGAAGUGAUUUUGCCACAUGUCCUC
Molecule: messenger RNA, 2927 nt
Organism: Brassica napus (rape)
Lineage: Eukaryota; Viridiplantae; Streptophyta; Magnoliopsida; Brassicales; Brassicaceae
Product: CASP-like protein 2B1
Exons: 2
Coding region: 2053-2469 (138 amino acids)
Source: RefSeq, a predicted model, not a curated record